AUGCCUGAAUCAAUCUUGGCAUUGAAGGAACUCGAGACCCACAAAGAAGAGAAGAAGAAGAAGAAGAGAAGUGGUUCGGAGAAGAUAAAGACUUGGAAGGUUCCAUUUGAUAGUCAAAUGAGCAACAUAUCAGUGUUAAUUAUUGACAAAUCUUUCCCUGCCACCCUCAGAGGGGCUGCUAAGGUAUGGUUCAGUAAGCUGUCAGCAUCUUCAAUAGCGAAUUUUGAACAGUUCAGUGACUCAUUUGUUUGCCAAUUCAUUGGGGGGCAGCGUCACAAAAGGCCAACCUCUUACUUGCUAAUAGUAAGGCAACAAGAAGGGGAAAGCCUAAGGGAUUAUGUGAAGCGUUUCAACAAGGCUGUGCUGGAAAUUGACGAAGUUAAUGACCAAGUGAUAAUGACAACCUUCCAGGCUGGACUCAACAACCACAAUCUCGUCCUUUUGUUGGGGAAGACGCUGCCAAUCUCUAUGACAGAUUUCGUGUUCAAAGCUCAAAAGUACAUGAACGGAGAUGAUGUCCUUACUGCAAAGGGGCUAACAGGAAAACGGAAGAAGGAAGAACCUAGUGAUUCCCCAGGGAAGAAAAAGGAUUGUAAAGACUCAUAUUCGGAGGCUAAGGCUAGCAAUAGCAGUUCUGACACCCCGAAGAAGAAGAUGAAUUCCACCCCAUUAGUGAUGCCCGCAAACAAAAACCUGAUGCAAAUUAAGGAUGAACCAGGCCUAAAAUGGCCCAAGCUGUUAAGUACGUCCUCCAGGAAGUGUGACCCGAAGAAGUAUUGUGGUUUUCACAAGGAUCACGGCCACUACACUGACAAAUGA
Quercus lobata is the source of this 819-nucleotide messenger RNA. RefSeq lists its product as uncharacterized. The record is from RefSeq and is a predicted model, not a curated record. NCBI's taxonomy places the organism in Eukaryota, Viridiplantae, Streptophyta, Magnoliopsida, Fagales, Fagaceae. The coding region runs from base 1 to 819 and encodes 272 amino acids. The transcript is spliced from 4 exons.